Molecule: messenger RNA, 3513 nt
Organism: Nicrophorus vespilloides
Lineage: Eukaryota; Metazoa; Arthropoda; Insecta; Coleoptera; Silphidae
Gene: Cka
Product: striatin-3
Exons: 10
Coding region: 363-2543 (726 amino acids)
Molecular function (GO): protein binding
Source: RefSeq, a predicted model, not a curated record
AGGGCACAUAACGAACAUAAGGAAGUGGAAGGAAGAGGGUGAAGAAGUGACAUUAAUCGGAACUAAAUCCCGUUUGUCAAUGGCCGUGUUUCGCUGCAUAUUCGUAUAACAAUUUUUGGGCAACUAAGAGAAGACUAUGUGUUGGAUUUAUUUGUGAAGCAGUCACAAUUCCUUCGUUUCGUCAGUUAGUUAGUUAUUUAUUGUUGGUUGUUUUCGUUGAGGCAUAUCGCGACCCGCUUCAUUGUGCGGGUUUUGGGGAGGAGGUGGAGGAGGUUGUUACAGUUUUCAGAUAUUAGGGUAACACUUCUAUAGACAUGGCGCAUUGGUGAGGUUUUUUUUGGGGGUUCAGUGGAUAAUUUUGUAUGCAAAACGAAAGCAGUGAGUGUGGUGAAAUGGAAGAAAGUUUAAACCACCAGAAUGGAUCCCAAAUGGGGGGGCCCCAGAACAAUGCAAACAACAAACAGGGAGAGAAAAACAAUCCAAAACCUCAAUACUCCAUACCAGGAAUCCUCCACUUUAUUCAACAUGAGUGGGCCAGAUUUGAAUUAGAAAGAUCACAAUGGGAAGUUGAUAAAGCUGAACUGCAGGCAAGAAUUGCUUUCUUACAAGGUGAAAGAAAAGGUCAAGAGAACCUCAAGAAUGAUUUAGUGAGGAGGAUUAAAAUGCUGGAGUAUGCUUUGAAACAAGAACGAGCCAAGUUCCAUAAAUUGAAGUAUGGAGUAGAUUUGCAACAAGGUGACAUCAAACCACCUGUACUGGAUGAUCCUGCUUUAAAUGUUGACUCACAACUAGACAGUGAAGCUCCUUAUACUUCAGUUUCUAAUGCCAGUUGGAGGCAAGGAAGGCAAUUGCUUAGACAAUAUUUACAAGAAAUUGGUUAUACAGAUAGAAUUAUAGAUGUGCGAUCAACAAGAGUUAGAGCUUUAUUAGGGCUUAAUAAUAAUGCAGAACAAGAAGAAAAUUUAAAUGGAGGUUCAGUCAAUUGUAAUGAAUCCAAUAAACGUGCUAGUGAUACUCAAGAUACCAACACAGGUCGGAGGACUCCUGCAAAGAAACCACAACCAAGUGUAUUGGCUGAGUCCAUGAUGUUGGAUACAGAGGCAGCAGUCAUGGCCAACUUAGAUUUUCUUUCAAAUCCUGAUGUUGAUAUGGAGGAUGAAGAUGAUAUGAGUGAUGAAGUAGAUUUAGAAACACAAGAUGAAAUUGAUGAUGAUGUGAAAAGCGUGAAAAGAAAAGAUGAUGUUGAUGCGGAGGCAAUGGAAGUACUGAACGAAUUGAAUCUCUUAUCGGAAUCUGAAGACCAGAGGCAAGAUAUUAAUAAAAGCGAAUCUGGGGAUUGGAAUAAACCCUUUCAACCGACGGGACAACCGGGACGGCGGACCACAAUGGGCAUGAACGACGAUGAAAAUAUAGAUGCACCAUUAGGUUUGGGUUUAGGGGAAUUGGCACAGUUGACUGUUAAUAAUGAAGCUGAAAGUACCUACGAUAUGGCUAGUAGUAAGGAAUCAUUUAGAAAAGCGUGGAACGCUAAAUACACAUUAAGAAGUCACUUUGAUGGUGUAAGAUCCUUAGCUUUCCACCCCACCGAACCGGUGCUCAUUACGGCUAGUGAGGAUCAUACACUUAAAUUAUGGAAUCUUCAGAAAACGGUGCCAGCGAAAAAGUCUGCUUCCUUAGACGUUGAACCUUUAUAUACAUUCAGGUCACAUCAAGGACCAGUACUAUGUUUAGCUAUGUCUGCAAGUGGAGAGCAAUGCUUUUCCGGGGGGCUGGAUGGAUACAUUCAUUGUUGGAAUACACCUAGUUGCAAUAUUGAUCCUUACGACCUUUUCGAACCGGAAGUUUUGGAAAAAAAAUUGGAAGGCCAUACUGAUGCUGUAUGGGGACUCGCCAUGCAUCAUAAUCAAACACGCGAAUUAUUAUUGUCCUGCUCUGCGGAUGGCACUGUCAGGCUUUGGCAGCCCAAAACAGAUGUACGUAUGCAUGACGCAGAAACUGGUAAAAUGCUGUACAGUAACGAAUGCCUAAAUUGGUAUCAAUCGAAAGCUGAUGGUAUUCCGAGUAGUGUUGAUUUUUGUCGAGACGACCCUACUAAAAUGGUAGCUGCUUUCUCAAGCGCGAAUUGCGUUAUCUUUGAUAUUGAAACAAAUAAACCGGUUGUUGUAUUAGAAGGAGAAUCUAGCGCUGCGCCCAGGCUUAUAAAUCGCGUUGUGUGUCAUCCAACAAUUCCACUGACGGUGACUGCACAUGAAGAUAGGCAUAUUCGAUUUUGGGACAACAAUACUGGUAAAAUGGUGCAUUCGAUGGUUGCCCACUUGGACGCCGUCACAAGUUUGGCAGUGGAUCCAAAUGGACUUUAUUUACUCUCAGGUUCACAUGAUUGUUCAAUACGGUUGUGGCAUAUGGAUAACAAGACUUGCGUACAAGAGAUAACAGCUCAUCGCAAGAAGUUUGACGAAAGCAUCCUCGACGUAGCCUUCCAUCCGUCGAGGCCUUAUAUCGCCAGCGCCGGCGCUGAUGGUUUAGCUAAGGUCUUCGUUUAAAUUUCCCUUCUUUUUAUAAAUAUAUAUAUAUAUGAAAGAUAUAUCAUUUUAAAUUAAAACACAAAAUCGGAAAAAAAGGCAAAAACUAAAAAGAAAUACCACAGCAGACAGGACAAAUAUAUUCUCUACAGGUUUCUUUUAUACUUUUUGUUUUUUCUGUUUUUAGAUUUAGAUGUAAAUAUAAAAAAAAAUGCAAAUUAAAUUUCGAGCUAAUAUCUAGGUAACCAAACAUACACGACCGGAAUAACAUUUGUAUAUACAAUUAUGAUAUUAAUUGAACCAAAUUAAAUUCCACUUGAUUAAUUACUAUUAUUAUAAUUCUUCCGCGAGUCGAAAGGAAGGAACGUGAAUUUAUUAUGAUAAUUCUGUUGCAUUUUGUAUUACCGCUACGUGAAAUGUAAUCGCUACAUUUUGUACAUACAAAGUAUACAUUUUUAGUGAAUGGAACAUAGUUUGUAAGAAUCCUUGCGAUAAUAACAGAUAGAGCGAUGAGGAGCGAACAUGGAUUACAUUGAUAAUAAUAAUGAUGAAUACUGCAGGUCUAUUGAAGCGUUUCUUUUCUAUAGCGUUAAUUAAGGUAAAUGUAACGAUAUUUUAAUAAGGUAGAAGAUAAACAUGAUAAUGAAGGGAAAAUUCAUUUUUGGAUUUUUUUUUUAAUGAUAAUGUUGCUCCACCACAAUUUUGAUACUAACCCAGGAAACCUUUUACUUUCAUUAUAUAGAUAUACGAGAAAUGGCACUUAGAUAAUGACAAAUUGCAUGGAACACAGUUUUUAAGUUAUAUUUAUAUAAUAUAUAUUAUAUUUCGUUUCAAUUACCGGCGGAUGCGUUUAUUCAGAGAGAGAAAAACACGUUUAUGUUAUAAUCGCCGUUAGCAUUUCUUUUUAAAUUGAUAUUAUUAGAUUUACUUUUAUUUAAAACAAACAGCGUUUGCUAGAAGAAAGAUCACGAACGCUAUGUAUUUAAUGUAA